Messenger RNA from Asparagus officinalis (garden asparagus), 1290 nucleotides. RefSeq lists its product as uncharacterized. Gene Ontology annotation, molecular function: catalytic activity. The transcript has a single exon. NCBI's taxonomy places the organism in Eukaryota, Viridiplantae, Streptophyta, Magnoliopsida, Asparagales, Asparagaceae. The record is from RefSeq and is a predicted model, not a curated record. Bases 1 to 1290 code for a protein of 429 amino acids.
AUGAAUUGGUCCUUUUGGAAUGUUAGAGGGUUAAAUAAAUCCUCUAAGCAACAUUUGGUUAGGCAUCAUCUUAUGCAAUAUAAGCUGACUUUUAUUGCUCUCUUGGAAACAAAGCUCAAAGCUGUCAAGAUCCCAGCUGCUGCUAAAAAAAUUGCUGGAAGAUGGAAUUGGUUCUCUAAUGCAAACAUCUCUACCAAAGCAAGAAUUCUGCUAUUAUGGGAUUCAAAUAUUCUGGAUGUGCAAAUAGAAAGCUUUACGGAUCAGCAUGUUACUUGCAAGGUUAAAUCAAUUGAUGGAAGAGUAGACUGUAUGAUUUCAUCUGUCUAUGGGCAAAAUAAUUUGAUGAAUAGGAAAGACUUACGGUCUAGCCUCAAUCAAAUCCACCUGAAUAUUGGGAAUAAACCAUGGCUAUUGUGUGGGGACUUUAAUGCCAUCACAAGUGAUGAGGAAAAACUUGGGGGAGCUGCCCUUACUGAAUCAGACACAAUGGAUUUUAGAGAUUUCAUUGAAGAAUGUCAACUAACUCAUCUUAAAACUGAAAGCUGUUAUUUUACAUGGAAUAACAAGCAAGACUCAACAUCAAGAGUGUGGAGUAGGCUGGACAGGGCCUUAAUCAAUGACUGCUGGUUGAACAUGCACAAUUCAAGUCAUAUUGAAUUCCUACUACCAAGCUUCUCUGAUCACUCCCCUGGUUUGGUAUCCAUAUAUGAUGAUUGUGUUCAGGGAAAGAAACCAUUCAAAUUCUUCAAGAUGUGGACCAAGCAUGAAAAUUUUUUGCCUACUGUAACUUCAGUCUGGAACACAAAAAUAACAGGAUUUGCCAUGUUUUCAGUUUAUUCAAAGCUCAAGCUUCUGAAAAAUGCACUAAAGGAGCUGAACAAAAGGCAUUUUAACAACAUCAGUGAACAAGUGAUAAGAUCAAAACAAGCUCUUCAAGAUGCACAAAAAAUCCUGCAAAUUGAUCCUCUUAACCAGUCCCUCAUUGAUCAAGAAAGGAAAUGCACAGUCUCUUACAAUAAAUUACUGGAUUGUGAGAUCUCCUUCUAUCAACAAAAAUCCAGAAUUUUAUGGAGCCUACAAGGUGACAGAUGCACAAGCUAUUUUCACUCUGUGAUUAAAUCAAAAAGACACCAAAAUAGAGUCAUGGUUCUCUACAACAAUGCAGGGGAAAAACUUACAGAUGGAGAGGAAAUAAUAUUUGAACUUAUCUCCUUUUACAAGAGUCUCAUGGGUUCAACAACUGACACUGUCAAGCCAGACAAAAAAUUAUUGGCAAUGGCCCUUGUCUAA